GGUCAGAAAAACAAAUGAGCGGAAGCGAAGGUAGUUCCGGCGGCGGAGAACCGGCGACAUCAUCGACGGAGAAGGAGAAGAAGAAGAAAGAGAAAGCGAGAGUUAGUCGAACAUCGCUUAUUCUAUGGCACGCACACCAAAACGAUAAGGCUGCCGUCCGGAAACUUCUAGAAGAAGACCGUACGCUUGUUCAAGCUAGGGAUUACGAUAACCGCACUCCACUUCACGUUGCCGCCCUUCAUGGUUGGAUCGAUAUCGCUAAAUGCUUGAUAGAGUACGGCGCCGACGUGAAUUCUCAGGAUCGAUGGAGGAAUACGCCUUUAGCUGAUGCAGAAGGAGCUAAGAAACAUGGUAUGAUCGAAUUGUUGAAGUCAUAUGGUGGCCUAUCUUAUGGGCAAGAUGGGAGCCAUUUUGAACCAAGGGCUGUUCCACCCCCUUUGCCAAAGAAGUGUGACUGGGAGAUUGAUCCUACUGAGCUGGAUUUCUCUAACUCAGCAAUCAUUGGGAAGGGGUCUUUUGGUGAAAUAAUAAAAGCUUGUUGGCGUGGAACACCUGUAGCUGUUAAACGCAUUCUCCCAAACCUUUCAGAUGAUCAAUUGGUGAUUCAGGAUUUCAGACAUGAGGUAAAUUUGCUGGUGAAGCUUCGUCAUCCAAAUGUAGUGCAAUUUCUUGGAGCUGUUACUGAGAAGAAGCCCUUGAUGCUAAUAACUGAAUACUUGAGAGGGGGUGACCUUCAUCAGUACCUCAAGGGAAAAGGUGCUCUUAGUCCAUCUACAGCAGUUAAUUUUGCUUUGGAUAUAGCAAGAGGCUUGGCUUAUCUUCACAAUGAACCAAAUGUUGUAAUCCACAGAGAUUUGAAGCCCAGGAAUGUUCUCCUUGUCAACUCCAGUGCUGACCAUUUGAAAGUUGGAGAUUUUGGAUUGAGCAAGCUAAUAAGGGUUCAAAAUUCCCAUGAUGUUUAUAAAAUGACAGGCGAGACUGGGAGCUACCGAUAUAUGGCUCCUGAAGUUUUCAAACACCGGAAAUAUGACAAGAAGGUUGACGUCUUCUCUUUUGCAAUGAUCUUUUAUGAGAUGCUAGAGGGUGAUCCACCACUGUCGCACUAUGAACCAUAUGAAGCAGCAAAAUAUGUGGCUGAAGGACACAGGCCGAUGUUCAGGGUAAAAGGUUUGACCCCAGAAUUGAAAGAGUUGGUAGAGCAGUGCUGGGCUAAAGAUGUGAACAAGAGACCUUCGUUCUUAGAGAUUCUAAAGACACUCGAAAAAAUCAAACUAGGCUUACCGUCAGAUAAUCAUUGGAACAUCUUCACUUAAAUGACAGAAAUGCAAGAACUGAACAGACAUUAAAGUGAUGCAUUCUGAUGAAUCUCCCUUUCUGAUGUGCUUGUAUAUAGGAUCAACGAGCUGCUGUCUGAAAGGGCUUUUUCUGUAACUAAUUCUUCAUGCCCUAUUUGAUAUUGUAGAUAGAAACAUUGGUCAUUGAGUUCAUUUCAUUCCAAUUGUUCUUCUCUUGGUGGCUCCACUGUGAUUAUGUUUUAAAUGGAUGUUUAGGGGACUAUCG
Messenger RNA from Solanum verrucosum, 1560 nucleotides. Its product is annotated as integrin-linked protein kinase 1-like. Gene Ontology annotation, molecular function: protein binding; ATP binding; protein kinase activity. The record is from RefSeq and is a predicted model, not a curated record. NCBI's taxonomy places the organism in Eukaryota, Viridiplantae, Streptophyta, Magnoliopsida, Solanales, Solanaceae. The coding region runs from base 15 to 1313 and encodes 432 amino acids. The transcript has 11 exons. Gene Ontology annotation, biological process: protein phosphorylation.